AAUAAUUCCCGCUCGUUCUUCAUUCGAGAUCGAGAUCGAGAAAUCCAGAGCUCUCUCUCGAUUUCCAUCCUCGCCGGAGUAGGUCAUCGUCGAUGGAGGCCUUCAUCUCGGCGUUCUGCCGAUCGCUCGCCGUGUUCUGCAACCACGUUCAAUCCAGUUCCCAGGCCCUUUCCGACUCCAUCCAUCGGCGCCCAAUCCCUCUCGAUUCAGCGGCUUCCACCUUCUUGCAAUCCCUUGAUCGUCGCAUCUCCUCCACUGCCGAUGACCUCAACCUCCUUGAGUCCAUGGCCCUUGGCACCGUCUCGUUUGAGGAGCUUCUGGGGCACUGCAACGAGAUCUAUAAGAUUAAUCAAAGAUAUAUUUCCGAUCUCCAGGAGCGCAUGAUCAGCUUUGGCUAUGUCCCUGAGAUCGGGAUGGAUGAUGAGGAUGAUGAGCUCCCCUGCCUUGAUUCGAAGUUUUUGAGCCCGAUUAGUGGUUUGGAUAGGAAGGAGUUCUCUUGCGGUUCUGUUUCUAUUCUGCGAUCAAAUAGGAAGAGGCUCGAUGAGGAUCAAUUGUUUGAGGACUCAAUCUCAUUACAGAACCUUGGCCUCUCUGAUGCUGCCCUUGCUACUUUAGCCUCUGAAGAUCAGGAUAAUCUUGCUAGUCAUUCAACAUCCAUGACAGAUACAAUGAGCCGCAUAUCUGGUAAUAUGGUUUCACUUCAUCCCUUGAAAGAUAUCUCCAAUGUGUCAGAUCUACAAAAGGAUGACUGCAAAGUGGCCGAAGACUCCUCUAAUAAUUUGAUAAAGACAUCCAAGGAUGACUAUGAUAACCUUCCUGCCUACAUGAAGAGUCUUGCAUCAUGGCAGGACCUGGAAGAUGCUGUUGCCAAGAUGAAUUCUUACCUCUCCAACAAAUCUAGAACAAUAGGCAAUGGUGCUCUCAAUCAAGAUGACCUCGAAUUUCUAGGACUAGGACGCAAAGGACGGUCUUUUCUGUUGCUGCUCUUGCGCAUGAAUCAAUUGGUUGUUGAGAAUGUUGAUGGUUCUGUGCUGUACCGUGUUCGAGCACCAUGCUAAGAAUUGUUGUAAAACAAAAAUAACUAUAUCUUCCAAAUAAUGGCAAAUUAGUUUUCGAUAUUAA
Messenger RNA from Dioscorea cayenensis subsp. rotundata (Guinea yam), 1122 nucleotides. RefSeq lists its product as uncharacterized. The transcript has 9 exons. Gene Ontology annotation, biological process: chromosome segregation. The coding region runs from base 93 to 1058 and encodes 321 amino acids. Gene Ontology annotation, cellular component: outer kinetochore. NCBI's taxonomy places the organism in Eukaryota, Viridiplantae, Streptophyta, Magnoliopsida, Dioscoreales, Dioscoreaceae. The record is from RefSeq and is a predicted model, not a curated record.